Molecule: messenger RNA, 960 nt
Organism: Quercus lobata
Lineage: Eukaryota; Viridiplantae; Streptophyta; Magnoliopsida; Fagales; Fagaceae
Product: protein FAR1-RELATED SEQUENCE 5-like
Exons: 2
Coding region: 1-960 (319 amino acids)
Source: RefSeq, a predicted model, not a curated record
AUGAUGCCAUCACAACGGAAAGUGGCUGCAACUCAUGCUAUUGAAAUUGAUUUGGCACAUGAAUCGGGAUUAAGAUUAAAGCAAUCUUAUGAGCUUCUUAGUAAGCAAGUUGGUGGAUAUGAUAAUCUUGGUUUUACCAAGCAAGAUCAUAGAAACUAUUUAUGCACUAAGCGACAGAGAGACAUGAAGCAUGGGGAAGCUGCUAGCUUGGGAAGAUAUUUCAGUCGUCAACUUAAGGAAAAUCCUUCAUAUUAUUUCGCUACUCAAUUGGACUGUGAAGAGUUGAUUAAUAAUAUCUUUUGGGCCGAUGCAAGAAUGAUCAUUGACCAUAGCCACUUCGGUGAUGUAAUAACGUUUGAUACAACGUAUAGUACAAAUAGAGAUGCAAGACCACUUGGAGUAUUUUUGGGUCUCAAUCACCAUAGAGAAACUGUUGUAUUUGGAAGUGCACUUUUAUAUGAUGAAACGAUUGAAUAUUUUGUAUGGUUAUUUAAGACCUUAGAAGCAAUGUCUGAAAAGAAGCCAAUAACUAUUUUCACAGAUCAAGAUGCAGCAAUGUCAGCUACAAUAAAAGUAGUCAUGCCUAAGACAUAUCAUGCAUUGUCAUGUAUUUAUGAGUAUGAUGGUGAAGAUGAGUUUCUUACAGCGUGGAAUGAAAUACUGGAUAAGUAUGAUGUUCGUGAAAAUAAAUGGCUAAUUGGUCCAUUUAAAUUGAAGGAAAAAUGGGCCGAAGUAUAUGUUAAGAGAACUUUCACUGCAGAAAUGAAGACAAUCCAACUUAGUGAGAUUUUCAAUGCUGACUUGAAAGAUUGCUUGCGUAUUGAUCUCAAUAUAGUAGAGUUUUUCACUAAUUUUGAAAGAGUUGACAAUCAAAAACGGGAUAAGGAGUUAGAAGCAGAAUACAACUCUAGACAUAAAUUUCCAAGAUUGAGGCUCAAAGGCUCUCCUAUGCUUAACUAA